CCUAGUGGACUUCCCUUUUGUCCAUUUUGCUCCACAAGAUUCUACUUGAGUUGUAACGGCUCUCAAAACCAGUAAAUAUAGCCGUUAAGCCUCUGCCUUUUUCUCUCCUUAAAAUGUGGUACCUUUUCCUCACUGAAAACCCCAACAAUCACUUUAAACAUCAGUUUCUCUGCAAAUUUGAAGCAAUCCCAGUCUGUUUUUCUUUCCUUUUCAAUAAGUACAACACUCAUUAUUACCUAUGGAUAAAGAAACUCUCAUCAUUUUCCUACUUUUGUCCCACAUUUCAGUGGCAAUAUUGGUGUUAGCAAAUGAACAGAAAACUUGGUGUGUGGCUAAACCUUCAUCAAAUGAGAAAACACUACAAGAAAACAUAAAUUAUGCAUGUUCUCAAGUGGAUUGUAGGAUCUUGCAAAAGGGGUGCACUUGUUCUUCACCAGAUAAUCUCAUGAACCAUGCUUCUAUUGCCAUGAAUCUUUAUUAUCAAGCUAAGGGAAGGAACCACUGGAAUUGCCACUUUGGUAAUUCUGCCUUAGUGGUCUUGACUGAUCCAAGUUAUGGCAGCUGUAUCUAUGAAUGAAGCCCUGAUUUGGAUAAGCAGCUAAAUAAGGAGGCCAUUCUUUUGAUCUUUUUUUUUUUAAAAAUUUUGUGACCACUUGUAAUUUAAGAAUAUUAACACGCAAGAUGUUACUCUAGGGAGAGAGAGAGAGAGAGAGAGAGAUCUAGAGAAGCUCAUUUGGCAAUUAGUUGUCAAAAUAUAGUCCUGUACAAUCUCUUUUAAAGAAGCGUUAAUAUAUGUGGUGGUGCCAAA
Molecule: messenger RNA, 808 nt
Organism: Lycium ferocissimum
Lineage: Eukaryota; Viridiplantae; Streptophyta; Magnoliopsida; Solanales; Solanaceae
Product: glucan endo-1,3-beta-glucosidase-like
Exons: 4
Coding region: 239-577 (112 amino acids)
Source: RefSeq, a predicted model, not a curated record